Messenger RNA from Annulohypoxylon truncatum, 1266 nucleotides. Its product is annotated as alpha/beta-hydrolase. Lineage: Eukaryota; Fungi; Ascomycota; Sordariomycetes; Xylariales; Hypoxylaceae. The transcript has a single exon. The record is from RefSeq and is a predicted model, not a curated record. The coding region runs from base 201 to 1163 and encodes 320 amino acids.
CCAUACCUAACGUCCGACUUCGUGAUAUGUUAGGUAAGGAGGAAGUCGUUUACUAUAAACAUUACUUGCAUAUAAAUAUAUAUAUAUUUCAAGAUAAUUUCAUUAGUACUUGGUCUUCCUAUUUCAAUUAAAGACUUGCCAUAAAAAACUGUUUGAGCAGCCGGCUUUCGCGACAUCGGACACAGGAGGACGGCGCCACCAUGUCAAAGCCGUCACUACCUCUCAAACUCCCACGACGAAUGGUCUGGGGUCAAAGAAAGGACAUUGGAGCUCCCAGCUAUGCAUCGCUUACGUCAUUAUUCAGGGACGCACCGCCACAGCCGCAAUACCUCGAAUCCGACCUAGGGACCACCGCUCUCUACGAGCUGCCCCCUCCCUCAGGCCGAUCAGAACGCCACGUACUAAUCAUCCACGGCCUAAACACGCCCGCGCUCGGCCUGUGGCCUCUAGCGAAGGAGCUGCAAGCCCUGGACCCGGAUGCCCACGUCGCGCUCUUCGAUCUCUGGGGCCACGGCCUGUCCUCCACGCCCCUGGUGGCGCACACGCCGCAGAUCUUCCACUUUCAGAUAUUCCAAGUCUUGGGGUUCCUGCGGUGGACGCGCGCGCAUGUCGUCGGGUAUUCUUUCGGCGCGUCGACGGCGGUCGGGUUUGCGCUGCACAAUCCCUGGAUUGCGUUGUCCGUGGCGUUGCUGGCGCCUGCUGGCUUGUGUCAUAAGGGGCUUUGGGGUGAGCGGGUGCAAGACCUCUUGGAUAAUUCGGAGGGCAGAGAGGGGCAGGCGAUAGACGCCGUGUUAGAUUGGCUUGAAGGGGGGCCACUCGUCAUCCCGGCAGAUUGGCGGGAGCGGGUGAAUGCUGGCGAAGUCGUCGCCGAAUUGCUUCGGGAAUGGGAGCUGCGAGAGCACCCGGGAUAUCCUCAUAGCGUUCUAAGCAUGUUUCGAGAAGGCGGUGUUUCUGGUUGCGAGGACGACUUUCGCAGGUUCGCGCGGUCGCCGAUAAGAAAGAUCGGAGUCGUUGCGGAAUUGGAUGUUAUCUGUAGCAAGGCUCAACUAAUCGACCUUGGAUUUGACGACGUCGAGGUCGUCAAGGAAGCUAACCAUGGUUUCGUACGUGGUGCUACGACAGGAGAGGUUGCCCGUAUCGUGUAUAGAGUCUGGACCCAAUAAAGCUAAGUAACGGAGAUUGCACUUUCAGCUAAGUUGUUCAGCAAUGUCAUGCCGCAGCUACGGUGAACUAAAUAGAAUCUAGAGGCCUCAAUUUGAUGCUAAC